AUGGUGGUGCAAGGUGGUGGUGGCGGUGGUGGCGAAUCUGGUGGUGAUGAACGCACUCAAAACUCGGGAGGCACUCUGGGCUCGGAAUCGCUUCGCAUUCCACAGGCUCCGGAGGAGAAGCGCCUAAGAAUUCAAGAAGGGGAGGUUGCCGGAGAAAAUGCGGGCUUGACAGAGUUGCCCACUGACAUAAUCUCCAACAUACUGUCAAGACUGCCAGUGAAGACGCUUUUGCGAUUCAAGUGCGUUUCCAAGUCCUGGUGCUCCAUCAUCGACCACAGGUCGUUCGCUGAUUUAGUCUUAGCUCAGUCACUCGGUCGCUCCGACGUCACCUCGCUCAUAUCCAUCAUUGGCAACAUCGAGCCGCGUGGCUUUGGACGCUGGUUCUUCAGCUUAGACCAUCAAACUGGAUUGGCCACUCCCUUGCGCCAACUUCACCACAAUAUCAACUCGAAAGGGGAGGAUUCGCAGAGUGUCAACGGCUUAAUUUGCUUCGACGUCGGGGAUCUUACGUACCUAUGCAACCUCAGCACCAGAGAGGUCAGGGCCCUUCCGCCUACUUAUCCUGAUUUUCCUGUCCAUUUGCACCGUGGCAUCCACAGCUUCAGUGCCUUGGGUUUUGAUCCUGUUGCGAUGCAGUACAAAGUCAUGAAGACAUGGGUUCUGAAUGCCGUGAACCAUUCGGGUGAAGUUAUCACCGCGCACAAGAUUCUGACAUUGGGAACCAGUUCGUGGAGGAAAAUCGAUAGCGGCCCUAUUGAUUUUCCCUGGGGAGGCAGCGUUUGCAUCAAUGGAGCCAUUCAUUUCCUGACACUUGACCUUAUGAGCAACAAAAUAAUCGUGGCUUUCGAUGUCGGGACCGAGAAGUUUAGGACGUUAACAUUGCCGGAUGGUGCCUUGAAUCAGGUGCAUAAGAUGAAGUUAAUUCCAUUUGGAGACCGUUUGACAGUAUUAGACUAUGAGCAUCUAGAGGAUGAAAACAUCAUGCUAAUGUACAUACUAGAGGAUGACAAAAAUCAAGUUUGGACAGAACGCCGCAUCGUGCUACCCCUUAGUUGGAGAGAAUAUCCAUUGCAUUCCGAGCGGUUUCUCGUCGGUAGCGUCCGCGCCGGAGAGAUCUUGCUCGCUCCAAAGGUAACGACUGGUGAAGUGUACUUCCUGUCUUAUGAUGUGGAGAAUGGGACUCUGAAGAAGGUUCAAGUCCGUGGUCUCCCCCCAUCUCUUUUGAGGAGUCCUGUGAUCAUCGCCUGUGCACCGAUUGGAUACGUGCAUAGCAUUUUGGCUCUGAGCGAGGAUUACUCGUGAAGUUGUCGCACAAAGCCUUCUUUUGGAUAGCAGCAGUGCAGGCAAAUAGCAUUACUGCACAUAUAACUUACAUGUUUACUUUGACACUGGCAGCUGGUUUACAUCUCUCAGGAUUGUGCUGUAGCCAAUUGGUUCUUUUGGGCACCUUCUGUUUCAUCAAGCAUUACUUUCCAUGUCUAUAGGCAUCACCAGUUGUUCAUAUUGUGCUCAAUUGGUUCUUUUGGGCACCUUUUGUUUCAUCAAGCAUCAUCUAUCUGCACAAUGUGACCUGAUUAUCAAGCAUUGAACUUUGUUA
Molecule: messenger RNA, 1597 nt
Organism: Rhodamnia argentea
Lineage: Eukaryota; Viridiplantae; Streptophyta; Magnoliopsida; Myrtales; Myrtaceae
Product: F-box protein At5g65850-like
Exons: 2
Coding region: 1-1302 (433 amino acids)
Molecular function (GO): protein binding
Source: RefSeq, a predicted model, not a curated record